Molecule: messenger RNA, 1877 nt
Organism: Neurospora tetrasperma FGSC 2508
Lineage: Eukaryota; Fungi; Ascomycota; Sordariomycetes; Sordariales; Sordariaceae
Exons: 1
Coding region: 43-1746 (567 amino acids)
Biological process (GO): nucleotide catabolic process
Molecular function (GO): hydrolase activity
Source: RefSeq, a predicted model, not a curated record
CUUCCUCACCUCGACCCUCUCCCUAACCCGAGUCACUUCACGAUGGCGUCUCUCGGCAAGCUCCUCUCGGCGGCGGGCCUGCUACUCUUGGGCGGCCAUGGCAUGUUGGCUUCGGCCGAGGACCACCUGAUCAGCGAGCGCAAGCUCUCCAAGCGCUUCAUCGACGAGAAGGGCAACUACAACAUCUCCUUCUAUCACAUCAACGAUGUCCACGCCCAUCUCGAUCAGUUCUCCUCCUCCGGCACCGACUGCACCAACCCGGCCAAGGGCUGCUACGGCGGUUAUUCCCGCGUCAAAACCAUCAUCAACGAGACCCGGCCUUCGCACAAGGACUCUCUCGUCCUCAACUGUGGCGAUGAGUUUCAGGGCACCAUGUUCUUCUCCUACUACGGCGGCGAGAAGAUCGCCGAGACCCUCAACCAGAUCGGCUUCGACGGCAUGACGCUGGGCAACCACGAGUGGGACAAGGGUGACGAAGUGCUCGGCCAGUUCCUCGAGAACCUCACCUUCCCCAUCAUCUCGGCCAACGUCUUCUCCGACAACGCGCGCCUCAACCGCACCAUCAAGCCCUACCACAUCUACGAGGAGUAUGACCUCGCCAUCAUCGGCGUCACCACCGAGACCGUACCCUCCAUCUCCUCGCCCGGCCCGGGUACCAAGUUCACCGACGCCAUCCAGGCCGUCCAGGACACCAUCGAUCACAUCCGUUCCACCACCUCCAUCAAGCGCAUUGCCGCCAUCACGCACAUUGGGUACGACGAGGACCAGCGACUCGCCAAGGAAACCACGGGUCUCUACCUCAUUAUGGGCGGCCACAGUCACACCCCUCUCGGCGACUUCCCCGGUGCCGUGGGUCCUUACCCGACCAUUGUCAAGAACAAGGACGGCGAUGAGGUAUUCAUUGUUACCGCCUACCGCUGGGGCGAGUACCUCGGCUACAUCGACGUCACCUACGACGCCGACGGCAAGAUCCUCGAGUACCACGGCGGUCCGAUCCACCUGACCAACACCACCAAGCAAGACGAGGAUCUCCAGAAGCAAAUUGACGCGUGGCGCGUGCCCUUCGAGGAGUACUCCAAGCAGGUGGUCGGCACCAGCAAUGUCGUUCUCGAGCAGUCCACCUGCCAGUCCAAGGAGUGCACCUUUGGCGACUUCAUUUGCGACGCCAUGCUUGACUACCGCCUGAACGCUUCCACCGAUGGUCUCGCCCCCUCGUUCGCCCUCACCAACUCCGGUGGUAUUCGUGCCUCGAUUGACGUUGGACCCAUUACCCGCGGCGAGGUCCUCACGGCUUUCCCCUUCGGCAACGCCGUCGUCGAAAUUACCCUCUCCGGCCAGCAACUGUGGGACGUCCUCGCCGGCAUUGUCGCCCGUGUCAACAAGGCAAACGGCAAGGCCGUCACAUCUUUCCUCCAGGUCUCCCGCGGCAUCAAGAUCGAGUACCAACCUACUAACUCUCCCGAUAACGGCGUCGGCACCCUUGCGGCCGUUACUAUUGGCGGCGAGAAGCUGGACUUGACGAAGCAGUACAAGGUGGUCACCAUUGACUUCGUCGCUGGUGGAGGAGACAACUUCUUUGCUGAAGCGAUCAGCAACUUGGUGGUGUUGGAUACCUUGGAUGAGGUCCUGGUGAACUACAUCAAGGAGAAGACGCCGGUGGAUGUGCAGUUGGAGGGCCGUAUUGCUCCCUACAGCAAGUGUGGUGGACGCAAGAAGUCUCAGAAGGCAAGAAGGGAGAGGGAGUAAGGGGGUGUACUACCUACCAAUGAACUUGUAUCGUAAUGAUUAGAGGAUUACCUCUAGAUGAUGUAAUGUGUUGUCUUGAGUUUUAAUGAGCGUGUUCCACUGCAAAGAAAAGAAAGCGACGAAGUGUGUGA